Molecule: messenger RNA, 1297 nt
Organism: Haliotis rubra (blacklip abalone)
Lineage: Eukaryota; Metazoa; Mollusca; Gastropoda; Lepetellida; Haliotidae
Product: cell death abnormality protein 1-like
Exons: 4
Coding region: 31-864 (277 amino acids)
Source: RefSeq, a predicted model, not a curated record
GACUACAUAUAUUACUUCCUCACAACAAGCAUGGCCUGGUUGAUGUUUCUGUGCUUGGUUUGCUCACUUAUCUCCACGCAAGCCACACGCUCUACAAUUCCAGCUGUCUCCUGCAAGGACAACCAGCACUGUUCCGACUGUGACGGAAAAGGGAAUUGUCUGGAGUGUACACUUGGGUAUUUCGGUCGGAGAUGCAACGCUUCAUGUAGUGAGAACUGUCUUAACAAGAAAUGCACAGAAUCAGGAAAUGGCGAUGUUAACUGUACUGACGGAUGUUCCACGGGACACCAAGGCUUGAGCUGCAACACACCAUGUUACAGACAAUGGGGUAGCUGUACAGCAUGUCCAGGUGGUUGUGAUGGAGGAUAUUGUCAGCUGGGGUCAUCCUGUGUGUCUGGAUGCAUAGACUCCUACUACGGGUCUGACUGUCAGUCGUGUUCCAAACUAUGCAAGACCUGCAACAGAUCGACAGGGGGAUGCAUUGAAUGCCAUCCGCCAUUUGAGGGGCAGAACUGUGGAUGUGAAAACUGCACUGGAUUUGGCGAAGAUUGUAAGGAGGGAGGCUGUAAGAAUGACCUACAAGGUAAUGGUGGUCAGACUAGGACUGUACUGGCUGGGCUGUUGGUGUCACUACCACUACUUGUGUCCGGCAUCUUGGUGACAAUUUGCCUGCUGUACUACAGGCGUUUGGCCAAACAAAGGGAGCAGGUUGAACAGAGGGAACAGAUGCAUCAAGAUGAGGUGGCCUAUCUGGAGUAUUUACCGUCAGUGCAGGGCGAUAUCACCACUACUAACCGACAUUCCGAUCACGCCUAUUAUGAUGUUGAGGAUGGUGAGAUUGGUCCCACCAUUGUUUUCCUCUGACAAUGUAUUAUUGCCAUCUAUGAUACUCACAGUUUGAUAAGGAUCGCCACUGUAAAACGUUAGCUUCAAAGUGUUAGCUUCAAAUGAAGUGAGACGAUUCUGUCACGAUUCAUCAACAGGACUGUGUCCAGCACCACGGGCACAUCGUCCUCAUAACAACGUGCGCCUGCUAUCACACCGGUUAAUUGUGUAUCGGGAUUUAACCUAAAUCUGUAUACCCCUUUUUAUGCCUUCAAAAUGUGAUCCUUAGCGAAAAAGUAGUAUACGUACAACUGAAUCAAGAUUUCAAAUUCUGGCGCAACAGUUUUGAAUAAAACACUGAGUUCUAUGAUGAUACAGUAUAUGAUACUAUAUAGUGGCAUAGCUGCAUUGCUGCCAGUUGCCAGAAGUAUUUGUGUGUCUUUCGUAUUACGAAGCUUUGCGACGGCUGUCG